Messenger RNA from Zootoca vivipara (common lizard), 3001 nucleotides. RefSeq names its product abhydrolase domain containing 1 (gene ABHD1). Gene Ontology annotation, molecular function: monoacylglycerol lipase activity; acetylesterase activity. Gene Ontology annotation, biological process: medium-chain fatty acid catabolic process; medium-chain fatty acid biosynthetic process. The record is from RefSeq and is a predicted model, not a curated record. NCBI's taxonomy places the organism in Eukaryota, Metazoa, Chordata, Lepidosauria, Squamata, Lacertidae.
CUUUCGUGGGUGCCUUGUUUGCCGCAGCAGCACCUGCCCGGCCCGACGCCGCCGCCGGAACGGAAGAGAUGCUGGGACUCUCGCUGCUGCUGGGCUUCAGCACCGGCUUGCUGGCCUAUUACUGGGCGCGCGUCCCGAAGCCCCCGCUGCUGGUGGCUUGCCAGCCCUUCCGCUCCUUCCUGGAGAAAUAUUGCCCCAUUGUGAAUGAGACCUUUUACCCUACGCCGUGGUGCUUCGAAGGACGGCUCCAGACCAUCGUCCGCGUCUUCCUCAAGUCCAGCCCGCCCGUCUCCUACCACAGUGAAGUGCUGAGGACCGCAGACGGAGGUCAGCUGAUGCUGGAUUGGGCCAAUGGCGAUGGAGAGAGCGGGCAGCACCCUGACCCAGAGAGCUGCCCCAUUGUCCUGUUCCUGCCAGGACUGACGGGCAACAGCCAGGAGACCUACAUUCUGCACAUGGUCCUGGGCGUACAGCGACAGGGCUACAGGGCUGUUGUGUUCAACAACCGAGGCUGCAAAGGAGAGGAGCUGCUGACGCACAGGGCUUUCUGUGCCAACAACACCGAAGACCUGGAGCUGGUGGUGGGGCACAUCAAGAGCCGCUUCCCCCGAGCCCCCCUGAUGGCGGUGGGCGUUUCGCUGGGCGGGAUCCUGGUGCUGAACUACCUGGGGCGCAAGGGCCCUGAAGCCGGACUGGUGGCCGCCAUGACGUGCUCCGUCAGCUGGGACUCCUUCGAGACCACCCACUCCCUCGAGAAGCCCCUCAACCAGGUGCUCUUCAACCAGCACCUGACCGCCAACCUGCGCAAGCUCAUCCAGCGGCACAGGAAGGUCAUUGCUGAGCGAAUUGAUGUGGACCACGUGCUGAAGGCGCGCAGCAUCCGGGAGUUUGACGAGCGCUACACGGCCGUGGCCUUUGGCUACAGCUCCUGCGAGGAAUACUACCAGGCCGCCAGCCCCUGCCAGAAGGUGCACAGCUUCCGCGUCCCGGUGCUGUGCCUCAACGCCUCCGACGACCCUUUCUCCCCACUUCACGCCAUCCCCGUGAAGGAAGCUCAGCGUGUCUCCACCCUGGCGCUGCUGGUGACGGCACGAGGGGGGCACAUUGGCUUCCUGGAGGGGCUCCUGCCGCGCCACCAGAGCUACAUGGACCGCGUCUUUGCCCAGUUUGCGGCUGCCGUCUUUGAGCAUCAGGAAGAGCUGGCGGCAGCCGUGGCAGCCGAGCAGGAGGAGCCGCCACAGCAGUGUUACGAACAGGGGCCAAGCACCCAGGUGGGAACCUCCUAAGCAAAACCAGGGAGGAGGAGGGCUCCUGCGGCCCCCAGCACAGGCCCCGUGAGCCCCACAGGUGGAGGGCCUGAGCUUGUAGCUCUCCCUCCUUCCAAGGGGGUAGACCAGAGGCCAGGAAGACCAGCAGCCCCUCCAAGGUCCUGGCCUCUGUCCUUCAGGAGGGGCUUCCAGCCAGCAGCACCGCUGGGACCAGAACCAAGCAGAAUACAAGAUGGUUUUUCCAGUACCUUGCCGUGAGGCUGCUUCCGUUCUGGGCCCAAAGGAAGCUGCAAUUCUCUCGCACAAGAAACUGCUUCUACCACAGUGACGAGCCAUUUCCCCUCUUUCUCUGCUCAGGGGCAAGCUGCUGUGCUUGCAGAAGGUCUCGGGUUCAAUCCCCUUUGGCAGCGUCUCCAGGGAGGGCCGGGGGAAAAGACUCCCCAUCAGAAGCCCUGGAGAGCUACUGCCAGUGAAAGAACUAUAGAGGGUCAGAACAGCUGGCAAAGGACACCAGUCUAAAAUGGUCGCAAGUCGCUUUGGGUUGCCCUAAGUGACUAACAAAUUUAAUCAAUAAUCAAUAAAAAAUAAUGAACAAAAAAACCCCGAGAGCCACUUUCAGCCAACAGUGACCACAGGAGGCCGAACUGGUGAAAGGAGAGAAAGCGCUCAGAUCUUUGAAUGAGUUGGGUCGAUUUCCUGUAAAAUACACACACACACAAAUGUGCACAUUCUACGCCCACCUACCCCACAAAAAUCUCUCAAUGCCACUCAGAGCCAGGCUGCAUGUUGGGGCAGCAGGUGUGGGCUCGUGUGGGGACCGGCCCUCUGAAGACCAUUCAUUGUCCUUGCCACAACAACUCAGGCCACACCUGCUCUGGGCCUUGUCGCCCUCCCGCCUCCGAUUCGCCCACUCCCUCAAGGGGGGAUGGGCAGCCAGCUCAGAGCACACCUGGGCUGCUGCCGCUGAACCAGGUAAGACUUGCUUGCACCUCAUUGAGGGCAGAGGUCGUCAGGCGGCAUGCAAAGGCCGUUCGUAAGACAAGUUCACUGCUGGGGAAAUAAAGGGCGGGCGUCAUUUCAGGACACGGCAACGGGGAGCCAAUGGCGUCACCAGGCAGGAUCCUCACAGCUGAUCUGCCGAAAUGUGAGCCUCCCUGGGAAGCUGCAGAGAGAUUCCUGACAGCCUUUGCACAUGGCGGAGCAAAGGAUCGUCUUCGCCGCAGGAAGAGAGGGGUUUAGAGUUACACAGAGGGAAAACAGAUACCGAGGAAACGGCUGGAGUUGAGCAAGAGGAAGGAGGUCUGCUUACAGCUUGGGGAAUUUUUAGUGGCUUAGCUGGGUCAUCUCUCAAGUUGUGGAAGGGAACCCAAGGGUCAUCUAAGUCCAAGCCGCUGCAAGGCAAGAAUCUGAGCUCUGAUCACCGUUUCCGCAGCUUGAUGGCACAUGGACCCCCAAAAGACACAAGCCCCCUCUGCUCCUCUCUGCCUAGUGCCCUGACACCCAUGCCUGGACAUCCAUGGGCACAAGGCCAGGUGGGGGCUGCUAGGCUGCAGCCGUUUAUCAGAGCAGGGAAGGAGUCCCCCAUGGCCGGCCAUCUCCCCUGCUCCAAGUCCAGCCCCUCGCGCACCCGUUGGGUCCUCCAGCCCCACCCCAGCCAGGAGGGGACAGACCAAGCAGGUAGGGAGGAGAGCAUCAUCAUCUUCUUUAAUGGGAACUUGUUGUGGGGCUGUUGU